Cyphellophora attinorum is the source of this 927-nucleotide messenger RNA. Its product is annotated as Tricarboxylate transport protein. NCBI's taxonomy places the organism in Eukaryota, Fungi, Ascomycota, Eurotiomycetes, Chaetothyriales, Cyphellophoraceae. The coding region runs from base 1 to 927 and encodes 308 amino acids. Gene Ontology annotation, biological process: mitochondrial citrate transmembrane transport. The record is from RefSeq and is a predicted model, not a curated record. The transcript has 4 exons.
AUGGACCGCACACCCAGCGUACCGGUAAGCAUGCUCGCAGGAGCUGCUGCUGGAGCGAGUGAGACGUUGAUCACAUACCCACUGGAGUAUCUGAAGACCCGGCGACAGCUACCGACGGCAGCAAACUCACUGCAGUCGCCCUCAUCACUUCGAUUGCUUCGUGAGACCAUCUCCUCAUCAGGCGUUAGAGGGCUGUACUCAGGCUGCUCGGCCUUGGUGCUCAGCAAUGCUGCAAAAGGCGGCAUCCGCUUCCUCUCAUUCACCAAGGCCCAGGCAUUUCUGCGUACCACGCGGUUUGGCUCCUCAAAUCCAAGUCUCACCAAUGUACUCGCCGGCCUGAUCGCUGGCGGGACAGAGUCGUUACUUGUCGUAACGCCUGGAGAAGCCCUGAAGACCAAGAUCAUACAAGCGCGCUCUUCGCUAGCGACGUCAGGUAUCAGAACAGCUUCCAACCAACAGGGUCUUGCCCAGGUUGCUGUCAGCGUCGUCCGCGUGGAAGGCUUUCAAGCGCUGUGGAGCGGUCUUGUCCCGAUUCUCUGCAAGCAAGGCACAAACAGUGCCGUGAGGUUCGCCACGUUUGGUUGGCUGAAGGACACAUGCAAUACGCUAUGGCCACAUGCUGGCGUGGGAGGGACGUUAACGGCUGGGGCAGCCAGCGGGGUCGUCACGACCUACGCUUCUAUGCCAUUCGAUAAUAUAAAGACCAGAGUCCAGGCGUCCUCGCGGACGGCCUCUGGCGGCAUGAUCGGUAUGGCCCGUCAGAUGCUCAGGACUGAGGGACCACUGGUCUUCUGGCGCGCAACCACCCCUCGUCUGGCACGUUUGACGAUCUCUAGCGCCGUAACAUUCACCGUCUUCAACGAGGCUGUAGCACUUAUGGUUCGGAUGGAACAAAGUGUUCGUAGACCCGCCGCUCACAUCGGCUGA